Molecule: messenger RNA, 972 nt
Organism: Lachancea thermotolerans CBS 6340
Lineage: Eukaryota; Fungi; Ascomycota; Saccharomycetes; Saccharomycetales; Saccharomycetaceae
Gene: REX2
Product: Rex2p
Exons: 1
Coding region: 1-972 (323 amino acids)
Cellular component (GO): mitochondrion
Molecular function (GO): 3'-5'-RNA exonuclease activity; nucleic acid binding
Source: RefSeq, a predicted model, not a curated record
AUGUGGACCUCGAUAGCUAAGAAAAGACUUCCCCGCUCCAUUCUAACAGCAUCAACUAGCAAGCGCUUGCUGCAAAAUACCAAAAAGACAGCGUUGUCCAAUAUUUACAAACAGAAGAACCCCUACUUGACUCAUAAAGCGAGCGCACCAAAAUUCGUCAAAUUAAUCAGAAUGAGCGGUAGCGAGUUAAAUACUAAGCAAGAGGCGCCCUCCAUUUCAAGGCCUAUCGUUUGGGUUGAUUGUGAGAUGACUGGUCUAGAUCACGUAAACGACCACAUCAUCGAAAUCUGCUGCAUCAUCACAGAUGGAGACUUGAACAUCAUUGAUGAGGCCGGGUACGAGAGCGUUAUACACUGCGACAAGAAGAUCAUGGACGCUAUGAACGAGUGGUGCAUAGACCACCACGGCUCUAGCGGUCUCACGCAAAAAGUGUUGGACUCUACAAAGACUACGGGGCAAGUUGAAGAAGAGUUGCUCGCCUAUUUGAGAAAAUACAUCCCUGCAGAGCGCAAGGGUGUCCUCGCGGGGAACUCGGUCCACAUGGACCGAGUAUUCAUGAUGCGAGAGUUCCCAAAGGUCAUUGACCAUCUGUUUUACCGAAUUAUCGAUGUGAGCACCAUUAUGGAGGUCUCAUUCAGGCACAACCCAGACCUAGCGUCUGUAUUCCCGCGUAAGAAGGGUGCGCACACGGCCAGGGCUGACAUACUGGAAAGUAUCGCGCAGCUCAAAUGGUAUCAAGACCACUAUUUGAAGAACAGUAGCGAAACGCAGGAGUUUGUUGAAGGGCGCAGAAGAGAGAUGGUUAUAGAGGAAGUUGCGCAGUCUGUCGCCUCCGCUACUACUACCGUCGGAAAAACGGCCGAAGAGGCUGCUGGGAAUCCUCCCACCAAUGUCACAGACACCGCCGCUGCAGCAGCAAAAAGAUCUUCCACCGAUACAGAGCUACCUCUCAAAAAGCAGAAGCUCGACUAA